AUGAUUUUGAUAGAGACUUUGAGGUUAUAAACAAUGACAGCAAACAUAAAAUAGUCUCAUACACACAUAGGUAUAUAUCAGUAUAUAUGGUUUGUGAUAUUCGAGGUGACCCGCAUUGAUGCAUUGAUACACUUGGAGAUGAGCGUUUGCGACGUACCUUUGUGCACCAGUGUAUCAAUUGGAGUGUCGAACGGCGCAAUGAGUGCCUCCAAAGGAGUAUCUCGUUCUAGCAAUGUUAAUGAAACCAGGGAUAGACUGCGAAUCCGUUUGCACCAGAGAAAGCUUCAUGCAUCCACUGCUCAGAAGAGCAUUGAGAAAUACCCUUUUAAUCCUGACAUCACAUACAGUGUCCAGAGUGGCCCAUUGGCCAAACCAAAAACAGAAAAGGCUGAGAAUCUCCAGCCUAAAGUGGUGAAGACAAGCACAAAUACUCCCCUCCUCCUAGAAGACAACUUAAAAAUUACUAAAAUGAUGAAAAACCUUGAUAUCUGUAUGCCAAAAGUUAAGACAACCACCAAGAAAGGUGAAACAAAAGAGCAAACGGUUGAUACAAAGGUUCAGAAGGAUAAAGAGAAUAACUCCAAUAUUCAGCAAGUGGCUACAGCACCUCCAGCUUCAAAUCAACAGCAUAAUAUAUACAAAACUGAUAUUGAUGAGUUGAUUAAGUUCAUUGAAGGAAAGGACUACGAGAUUGCACAGAAGAAGGCAGCCAAAAAGGCUAGACAGAAGGAAAAGAAGGAUGAGGAGAAUCGCAAGCGUAAAGCUGAAGAAGAUAGGAAACGCAAGGCGGAGCUUUUACGUCUUUUGGAAGAGAAACGCAAGGAGGAGGAACGUCUUAAAGCAGAACAGGCUGCAAAAGAUGCCGCCAUCAAAAAGGCCAACAAGAAGAAGCUUCAGCAACAACUAAAACAGCAGCAGCAGCAACAGGCUAAGAAACAUGAAUCUAAAACCAAGAAAAAGAAGAAGUCUGUGCCGGUGGCCCCUCCAGAACCGGAACUCCUCGAGGAAACCAUCCCUGCUAUGGUUACAAUCAAGAGGAUUGUGGAGAACAACAAUUGCCCUCCUACAGUGACCAUCACCCUGAAGGGAUCUACUCCAGAUCAGGACAAGCUGCUUUACACUUUGGUGAAUGGUCACAACAAUCGUAAUGCAGAAAAAACAGUAGAGCCUCCAGUUCCGAAGAAGGAUGAAUCAAAGACGGCUUCGUCGAAGAAGAAGAAGAAGAAAAAGAAGAAGGAAGCCGAGAAGGCUAAGACGAUGUUACAAACGAAGUCUACCGAGAAGGAGGAAACCGUGACUAUGAGCGAAAUGAAGGUGACGCUCUCCGUGGACAGGAGUUUCCGGAAGGAAUUAGAGGCCAAGGGAAUACACAAAGUCGAGACGACCAAACGCACCAUCAUCCAGGAGGUGCCGAAACUCAGCUGCGACAAAUCCAAGAUGAGAGAGACUUUGAUCGAUAUACCGUCUCUGAAGUUACCACCGGGAAUCACAAUAACCAAAGUCAACGGUCCGCUAGCAGCAAGAAAAACUCCAAAUGUGCAAUCAACAGCGGAAUAUAACGGCGUUCCAGUAAGCAAGUCCGGAGUAAUCGUUGUCGACACCGAAAAACUAAUCCAACAGUCGAGCGGAAAGAAGACCAAGAAGAAGAAGAAGAAGUCCCAGGAGCAGCAGCAGCAGCAAAUGCGACAGGAUAAUUGCAACAACCGAUGUAAUCGCAGGAACGAGCCCAUUGACGAAGCGGACAUGGUGACUUUGAAGAAUCCUAUUUUUCAAAAGCUACAGAAUAAAAUCGUGAACAAACCGCCGGACGCUGUCCCGCCAAUAAUCGACAUGAACGAGCAGGCAACGAUCUCGAAGGGCGCAAACGGUAUGGUGACAAUUCGCAGGCCUCGGCCGAUGACCCUUCAAAAUGAAUCUCCCAUUUCGGAUUUUUUAAAACCGGUUAUACAUUCGAGCGGUAUUGAAACAAAAUCAACCCUGUCGGAUGAUCGUAAGAUCAUCCGUCCGCCAAGCCCUAGGGCUACUCACGCGACCAACCACUAUGAUUAUGAAUUGAGUCGACUCAGCGCCCAAAACAUUCUCUGGGGCCUACCGGGUAUUCAAAUCACUAAAGUAAAUAAAAAUGGUAAUUUCACUGAGUUUACCGAUCAUUCUGAGCAAGCUGCUGACGUUUCUAUUAUUCGUACCGGAGGGUUUAAUUUAGAUAAAGAUGAUUGGCCCUACGACAGUGUUUUCACACCCAAAGAUAUUUUAGAAGAUGACUUAGAUGCCUAUGAGCGCGAGCUCGAGGCUUUCAAACGUUUUUGCCAACAGUCUGUACCUCCGAAACGUAAAGAGAAAGUUGCUCAUUUACAUGUUAAUGAUAUUGUACUCAUGAAGAAAGAAAUUUCAAGUAACACACUCUUAAAUUAAUAUCUAUUAAAUGUUGCAUUUGAUGUUAAAAAAUAUA
This is a messenger RNA of Nicrophorus vespilloides, 2449 nucleotides long. RefSeq names its product stress response protein NST1-like. The transcript is spliced from 5 exons. Lineage: Eukaryota; Metazoa; Arthropoda; Insecta; Coleoptera; Silphidae. The record is from RefSeq and is a predicted model, not a curated record. The coding region runs from base 139 to 2412 and encodes 757 amino acids.